This is a messenger RNA of Durio zibethinus, 1086 nucleotides long. The record is from RefSeq and is a predicted model, not a curated record. Lineage: Eukaryota; Viridiplantae; Streptophyta; Magnoliopsida; Malvales; Malvaceae.
UAGGUAAGAUGAACGCGGUAUCACUACCACCACCCACAAGAACAGGUAAGUUAAUGGUACCUUGGAGUUGUUUGUUUUCGGACAAGUUGAAAUGCUUUUUUGACAAAGCAUCAGAAAAGAAAAAAGAAAGAAGGGAAGGGGCAAAAAAAGCCAAACCAAAGGAGAGCCUGUAGUCUGAUUCUGAGACUCUUCCAGGCCAACCAGAGGGAAAACACUGCUAAAGAUGGGAGUGAUAAAGGCAGCCAUAGGAGAUGCCCUGUUAACAUCGAUGUGGGUAUUUAGCAUGCCAUUUCUAAAGAUUUUCACAGGCAAAAUAGCAACUUUCCUUGGUGUUCAAACGCUGCCUUUGGCUGCUCUUUUCAUUACCACAAACUUGGUCAGUACUAUGGUGUUUAUCUUCAGCUUGAUUGGCGAUGCUUUUGGUGGCGCCAGCUGGAAUCCCACGGCUUCUCUCACUUUCUACGCCGCUGGUCUCAAGAAAGACUCGUCUCUCCUUUCCAUGGCUGUACGUUUCCCUGCUCAGGCUGCUGGUGGAGUAGCUGGUGUCAAGGCAAUUUUGGGAGUGAUUCCAGGGGAAUACAGGAAAACCCUAAAAGGACCUUCCCUGAGAGUGGAUUUACAUACUGGGUUUUUAGCUGAAGGGUUGCUGACAUUCGGGCUCUGUCUUGCUCUCCUUGUGAUUUUGUUCAAGGGUCCUAAAAACCCUUUGCUUAAGCUUUGGUUAAUGGCUGCAUCAACUGUUGGAUUGGUUAGAACAGGCUUUAAGUACACUGGACCUUCCCUGAAUCCUGCCAAUGCUUUUGGAUGGGCAUAUGUCAACAAUUGGCACAACUCUUGGGAGCUUUAUUAUGUUUAUUGGAUUGGUCCUUUGAUUGGAGCAACUUUGGCUGCUUGGGUUUUCAGAUUCUUGCUUUCUCCACCACCACCAACCAAGGAGAAAAAAGCAUGAUUUAGAUGUAACUUGUUCACAAUUUAUAAUAAAAUAUUUUCAUUUUUCUUGCAUUUAGCUGUUUACUGAUCUUGGGAUGAUCUUGUUGUUAAUCUGAUUCAUAUAUCAAAUUAAUAGAAAAAAUCCAGAAAUUUUUU